AUGAGAUUCACUUCACCAAACUCUAAACCUUCCCUCACUCCAGUCGGUUACCGACUCCUUCAUCUCUCUGAACAAAAACUGUCCAAUUUGGAUGGUAGUUUGUAUGAUGAAGGACCAGCUCUUUUAAAAGGUGUUCUCGUAAGAGAGGCCGUAAAAAGUGCCUGGAAAAGUGUGCAGGAAGGUUCCGUUGUCGAAAUGAACGAUUGGACUUCACUUUCAGCAAUGGGUUUAGAUGUGGUUUCUGAAGAGGAUGAAGAUGAGAUUGAUCAAGAAUCAAACGAAGAAAGAUGGUUUGAAGAUUUGGUAUCUUCCUUCAACGAAGAUGAAACCGAAAUUCAACAACAAGAAAUCAAUCACGAAUGGGUUGAAAGUAAAGUUUCUGAACCCGUAUUCGAUGAUUUGGAAUAUGACGUCGGUCAUAUUGAAGCCUUCACUUUUCCCAAUCCACUUUCACCUCCUACACUUGUUCCUGCACUUCCUAUUCCUCAAGUUACCAUCACCGAUGUGUCUGAAGUCGAAGUCGGAGAUGAUGACAGCGAGGAAGGUCUCUUGUACUCUCCAGAAUCUUAUCAUCGAUCCAAAUCAACAAUAGAACGAUUCAUUUCUGCUUCUAUCGAGACUGCUCAUAUUACUCCUAUCCUUCAUCCAAUAUCUUCACCACUUUUACUUCCACCUUCACCUAUCGAACCUAUCAAUUCAGAUUGGGACGAAUCGUUAUUCAUUCAACCUCAGUGGUAUAAUGAUUUCGAUGAUUAUGUCGAUGAAUUCUCACUACCACCACCUCUUAUUCGCUCUCUCUCCAGUUCAAGCAACUCUUUCGACGACGAAGAAGAACGAUGCAGUACACCCCCUCUGAGAUAUUCAGAAUUGGACGAAUCUUCCUCUUGGUUCCAACAACUGAAAACCGAUGACCCAGUCGAUUCUGAUUCUGAUGAAAGUGAUGAUGAAGCUUCGAGGAGGUUUGAAGGCGAAAUUGAAACAGUCUUGGUCGGUGUUGUAGGUUUGGCUGUUGGUUUUGGUGAACCUUUUGUUCUUUCAUAG
Molecule: messenger RNA, 1041 nt
Organism: Kwoniella shivajii
Lineage: Eukaryota; Fungi; Basidiomycota; Tremellomycetes; Tremellales; Cryptococcaceae
Exons: 1
Coding region: 1-1041 (346 amino acids)
Source: RefSeq, a predicted model, not a curated record